AUGGCUCCCAACAUGAAGUCAACCAAGAAAUUACUCAUUUUCUUAGGGAAAUCAGUAUUUAGUCUUCUGGAGACUGCGAUUUUCACCUUAAUCCCAAAGCCAAGGAAGGAUGUUGCUGGUGAAAUCAUACUCAUAACUGGUGCUGGGAGUGGACUCGGAAGGCUCUUAGCCUUUCAGUUUGCCCGCCUUGGAGCUGUGCUUGUUCUCUGGGACAUCAACACGGAGGGGAAUGAGGAGACGUGCAAGAUGGCUCAGGACGCUGGAGCCACAAGAGCCUAUGCCUACACCUGUGACUGCAGUAGAAAGGAAGAGGUGUAUCGAGUAGCCGACCAGGUUAAAAAAGAAGUUGGAGACGUUUCCAUCCUAAUCAACAAUGCUGGCAUCGUAACAGGCAAAAGCUUCCUCAACUGCCCAGAUGAGCUUAUGGAAAAGUCCUUUGAUGUGAAUUUCAAAGCGCAUUUGUGGACUCAUAAAGCCUUUCUACCGGCCAUGAUCGCUAAUGCCCAUGGACACUUGGUCUGCAUUGCAAGUUCAGCUGGAUUAGUUGGAAUAAGCGGGCUGGCAGAUUACUGUGCAAGUAAAUUUGCAGCCGUUGGAUUUGCUGAAUCUGUUUUAAUGGAACUAUUUGCCCAGAAAAUAAAGGGGAUCAAGACCACAAUUGUGUGCCCAUUUUUUAUUAAAACUGGAAUGUUUGAAGGUUGUACUACUGGCUGUCCUUCUCUAUUACCGAUUUUGGAACCAGAUUAUGUAGUCAGAAAGAUAGUAGAUGCUAUCCUGCAAGAAAAAGUGUACUUGUAUAUACCAAGAUUUUUAUACAUCCUGAUGUUUUUAAAAAGUUUCCUGCCCAUCAAUUUGAGACUGCUCAUAACUGAAUUUAUAGGCGCCUUCAAUUUUAUGGAUCACUUCGUUGGAAAGAAAAAAAACUAA
This is a messenger RNA of Pipistrellus nathusii (Nathusius's pipistrelle), 927 nucleotides long. Lineage: Eukaryota; Metazoa; Chordata; Mammalia; Chiroptera; Vespertilionidae. The record is from the annotation of a GenBank genome assembly.